UUUCGGAUCGAAUUUGUGGCCUAGGUUCCCUUUGCGGUCCGCGGGGGAGCGGAGAGACUGGCCUGGGGCUUGGGCUGAGCAUACUACAGAAACAGGAGACGACGAGGGUUAUUUAUUUAUUUUUUAUUGAUUUUCUUGUUUCAGUGAUCGAUCGUCCAGUUCUGAAGUCAAGGUCUCCUCCUAAAAUAGAAUACGAAUUAUGAUAGCAUGCAUUUCUACACACUGCAAUUUGUUUGGAGAUGGCGCUAAAACCUUUAUCAUUCUACUCUCUGAUUUACUACAACAGUUUGAAAAGCUUAAUAAAAGAGAUCAAGGGAAAUAUUGCAGUUUGAAACACAUUUCCCAGUUUCUUGUGAAGAUCCAAACAAACAUCCUGGACCAUAUAAUGACACAGGACCUUAAGAAACAUUUUUGGUCAAUCUUUUCUGCUUCUGAUUCAGAUACAAGACGGAAUAUGGAAUUAGUGUUAGAACCUUAUUUUUGUGGAAAAGUAGGAAGUAACAGACAAAAGUUUCUAACUCAUUUGACAUGUGAUUUUUACUUCAAAGUUACAGCGGGUAAAAAUCAGAAUGAGGCAUUAUACUUGGUGAAUGAAUGUUUUACAGAACUGCAUACCACUGUGACAGGCCUUCCUUUUUCAGAUUCCAGGAUCCUAGAUGGCUUACUACUUCACAGAGACUUUGCCAUAUACUGUCCUGCAGAUGGUGAUAAAAGAAUUAUAAUAAUAACAGAACCUAUUCACUCCUCUCUCUCUGAGUUGGGUAUAGAAGUUGUCAUAACUGCUGAAGGUCAAUUCAAGGCAUCAGAAAUCUGGAUUACAAAAAGAACCAAAACCCUUCUACAGCACAUACAAGAUAAUGACAUCAAAGUAAUACUAUCAGGUGUAAAACAGCAUGAUAUUGUUCAUUGCUAUGGCAAAAAUAAUGGUAUAUCUAUUGUAGAUUGCUUGUUAACAGAGGAAAUCUCUCUUAUUUGCAAGAUUACCGGAAUUUCACCUUUCAAACCAUCUUUGGAUAAUAUUAACCAUGAAAUCACUCAAACAGCUGUAGCCAAAUUUUGCCAGCCCUUCCACCUUGGAACCAAAAGGUUUGUUCACAUUGGCUUUGCGAAAACCUCUACCAUCCAGCUUUAUUGCGUGAUUCUCUGUGGACCAGUACAUGGAGUUACGGAGCAACACGCUUCUGCUUUUCGUGAAGCAUUCAAAAUGCUACAACAAAUGUUUACAGCAAUUCAUCUUCCUCAGAAUUGUGACUCAGAAUUGGAAAAUCACGGUCUUCUAAAUAAUCUGAAUAAAACUCAGCCACAUUCAUCUCCCAAUCAGCCAUUAUUUCAGGAACACAAUGAUUGGAGAAAACUUCAAACCAACACCAAGCAUCUUACACCUUGUGGGCUUAAAAUGGAGAAACACACUGCAUCUUUUUCUGUAGUAGAUGAAAAGUUACUGCAUUCAUCCAGUUAUAAUUCUUCAACCAUAGUCAUGCCUUCUGUUGAUUUGAUGCAUGGUAUUAAGAGCUCAUUAUUCCAGAAAAGGGACGAUGACUUAGUUGGCUGUCAAACGGCUUCUUUAAAACCCAAAUUUCCAAAAAAAAGGUUGCAAAUGACUGAGAACGAACUUCUUGAAGAUAAACAGCCUGCUUUUAAUGCAGUCGAUAAAAAUGUACAGCUGCAAGUUACUACUGCCAGUUGUGCCAGGCUGCUUAAAUAUGAGGAGAAUGAUCAAAGGGGUAAUCAGAAUUACUCUGACUCUUGCAUAGAACUGGGAUCAGUUCUGCCAGUAGGAGGACUCUUUGAAAUCCUGUUACAUUACUAUCUAUCUAACUAUGCAAAACAAUGCCAGUCCUCAAAUGCAUCCAUCAUUUGUUCUAUACUUGCUGAUGUAUUGCUAAGUAUUCCAAAAACACUCUGCAUGACACGAAAAAGGAAUGCCUUUCCUCAGCUCUGUCUCCAAGUUACCAGUGCCCUCAAAAGCAAUCAGCAGCUUCUGCCAAAUCAAAAGCUUCUAGAAUCAAUUUCUUGUAAAUACCACUUAGUAGCUUCAGUGCUUCAGUGUGCAGCUCAGUUGCUUAGUGUUGACUUAAUCAUUAGCAUUAAAAGGCUACCACAGAAAGCUGAAGAGAGUGACUCAGAGGUUGAUGGGUAAGAACAGAACCUUGUUCGUCUUGUCUGAUUACUUUUUUUCUUUUCUUCCCUAAUUCUUAAUGAAAGGACCUCAAAGGAGAAGAAAGAGAAAUAAUACCAUAUAACCAUAUUAUUCUUCCUUCUUCAGCUUUCUGAUUUCUAGCAAGGACUUCAAAAUAACCAGCUUUUGUGAGAAGUAUACCCAGGCUUAUCGACAUUGCCUCAAAUUCCAUGCAGUGUGCAUGCAAUUUUGCAUGUGUAUAUCAAGAACAAAUCUGAACUGAGGGGCAUUAGAUACUCAAGAUAAGUAUCAAUGACAGACAAAAGAUGUCCUUACCUUUACACACUGAGAGAAUGCAUUGACAAAAAGAGAGAGGCCAUAAUGAUUACAUUUUCUCUGAAGGACUUUCUUCUAGAUGCUGGAGGUAGUGUCUAUAUCUCUCUACUUUUUUCAAACAAGAAAAUUCUGUGAGGUAGGUUUGGCUGAGAGAAUGCGACUGACCACAAGUCACACAAGGAUUGGUCACAUCUAAUACAGUUUUCUUCAAUUAUAAGCUCUUCUAAUAAGAAGCUCCUGGUUAAAUAACCUGGCUAGGUGGCUCAGUGGCUAAGACGCUGAGCUUGUCGAUCAGAAAGGUUUGGUGGUUCGAAUCACUAAUAUAGGUCUCCUGCAUGAGCAGAGGGUUGGGCUAGAUGACCUCCAAGGUCCCUUCCAACUCUUCCUGUUCCUGUUAUUAUUAUUAAAUAUAUUUGAUUGUUUCUUGGCUGUGAAGAAACCAAAGUUCCCCAUUCCCAUAGCAUUGGAUCUCCCAAGUUAUUCCGAAUCUGUUUUGGCUGGGAAAGCAUUCAAUGUGGGAAGUGCAGGAGUGACAUUGCUGGGAAAAUGUUGAUUAGUCUGAAUGCGAUAAUCCUAAGCAAGAUAUCUCUGGUUCUCUGACCUUGAGGAAGCUUAAAACAGGGAGAGCUAGAUUUUCUUUUUCAUAAUUUCUGAAAAAUUAGUAUUGUGAAAUGUUACUUCUUUAUAAGGAACCACUUCUAGAAAUAUUUGUCCUUCAGGGAAAAUAUAAUCAUUACUGCCUCCCCCUUUUCCCCCCCAAUGUAUUCUCUCAGUGUGUAAAGGUAGGGACAUCUUUUACCUGCCACUGACUCUCAUCUGGUUGGGUUGAUUUUGUGUUUUUCUGCAAAGGUAGGAGAUCAUGAGAAAUUGAACUAUGAAAUGGCAGCAAAUAAUUAUGAAAACCAGACUGCCUCUAAUAUCAGAAUUGUGGAGAAAGCAUUGGCAACAUGGAUUAAUCACUUUGAGUAACCUGUUCAGCAUAAACAUGUUCAUAGAGCAUGGUAAACAUGAGUAACUGAACCAUGAUUCACCUGGUUGCAUGGGUUUAGAUACACACUUGAGUUAUAAACUGAUUCACCAUUUAGAGAUAGAUGAAAUUCUUACCUGGACAUUUGUAUAUAAUUAUGAAAUAUUUGGUAUACCCUGAAUUGAAAUACAUUUGGAAUAAUAAAAGACUGCUUGUUUUCUA
Molecule: messenger RNA, 3644 nt
Organism: Pantherophis guttatus
Lineage: Eukaryota; Metazoa; Chordata; Lepidosauria; Squamata; Colubridae
Gene: BBS10
Product: Bardet-Biedl syndrome 10
Biological process (GO): chaperone-mediated protein complex assembly
Molecular function (GO): ATP binding; ATP-dependent protein folding chaperone
Source: RefSeq, a predicted model, not a curated record